CGGAAAGCGAUCAGGUUUGGUAUAUCAGGAAGAGCUUCGCGAUCCGCGAGCGCUCUUGCUUUGAGAAGUGCUCGUGUCACUGAGAGAUUCUCAAGAUCCGAUAUUGUGGGGGAUAAUAUCUAUUUUUGAAGAAUUUAAGAGACGGAACCUUCCCAUCUGGAAACUAAAUAAAAAAUCGGACUUAUUUCUUCCCCUUUUCUUUGUUUUUUAAUUUUUAUACUUUUAUAAAACGACGAUUUUAGAAGAAUCGACUUCAUGCUAAUAUUUAUAUCUAUCAUCAUUUGAAACAUAAAUAUCUCGAAAUAUCUGCUUUAAAAGGAAAUCUGGGAUUUAUUGGAAGAAGUGAUAACUAUUAAAUCGAUCAAAUCGCACUGAAUAAUUACAGAUUACCAUCCUUUCUUCACUGGGAAAGCUCAUUCAGGAGCAGUUACUGAAACAGCUUAUUGUUUCUCAACUUCUGCAUUUCCCUUCGGAAUUUACUUUCCAUGUUGAAAUCUACCAUUGUUUUAUACAACUGAUUUUGUAACGACAUAAAUGUGGCAGUUUCUGAAUACGUUGUCAUCGCGACACACAAUCUUUCUUUAGCAAAGACACUCUGCAUAUUUAAUUUGGAUACAUAGCUUCCUUCAGCAAAUCAUGCACGUGGAAAUACAGGUGGCUUUGAACUUUUUCAUAUCUUUUCUUUACAACAAACUGCCAAGGCGUCGAGUGAACCAGUUCGGUGAAGAACUAGAUAAGGCCUUGAAAAGGAAAUUCCAAGGACAUUGGUAUCCAGAGAAGCCUUUCAAAGGAUCAGCGUUCAGAUGUUUGAAAACAGCACUUCCUCUGGAUCCAGUGUUCGGUAUUGCGGCCCAUGAAAGUGGGAUGGCAAUGGAGGAUCUCCAAAGAAAUUUGCCAGAAGAACUUAGCAUUUGGAUAGAUCCUGGAGAAGUUUCCUACAGGUUAGGCGAAAAGGGAUGCGUCAAGAUUUUGUACUCUGAAUCAGAAAGUUCCGAAGACCGCGCUGAUCGUGAAAUCUAUCGUACUUUCAAUCCAGAAGCCCAAUGUUUCAAACCCAUCGACUCUGUUGCAUCUCAGCUGGGAUCGAUGUCUCUUUCAUCCGGCUCUUCCUCUUCCAGCAGUCCUUUCGGGAAUUCACCCUCACCAACAUACAAGUCAUCAUCCAGCCCCAUCACUGGCUUCCUGCCAAAGGUUACUACUCCGCUCACUUUCACAACAGCGACAUUCGCUCAGACAAAAUUUGGUUCCACAAAGCUAAAGAGCAACGGCAAGAGGUCUCAACGCAUGUCACCCACAGAAUUCAGUAGCUACAUCAAGCAACGUGCCAUCAUUCAGCAACAGCAGACACAGCUUUCUCAAAUGUUUGCUCCCAUUACCUCUCAGCAAAGGCCGAGAUCCUUAUCUCCUAGCCCACCCAACAGUGGGAGUCAACAGUCGCCACAGAUAGAUGCUAACAGCUUUUUGCUUUUGGCUAAUCUCCAACAGCAGUCACCAUUCCAACCAACACCACUAAUGUCACCCAAUCAGAGACACAGUCUCUAUGAUGGUAAUUAUCUAAACGAUAUAUUUACCAAUGCGUCGUCCACUGGAUUGGGAAGCCAACAGAGCUGCAAUUCUGGUCUUCUGACUCCAAACAGCAACCCCAGCACGGCCACAAAAUCAACAUCAAAUCCACGAAUGGGUCAAGCUGUUUCAAAUGCCAAUGCCCUGUCCUUGUUUUUGGACAAGGGUUCAUUCAGCAAUGCUACUUCUCCUGUGAAUGGGCUGCCAAGUGGCUCGGUCAAUUUCAAAAGCACCGCUGAGAGCGGCAACAAGAGCUAUGGUGGAAAUAUUGAUAAUUUCAACGUUGGUGGAAUGUCCUAUCCAAACCAACAUCUCCUGAUGGCCAACUAAAUUAUUUUUAAAAUUUUUCUCGAUUACUAUGAAAAUCCUCUGAUGGUAUAAAUUCAGCCUGGUUCUAAAUCACGCGCUUAUCCAAUUAAAUUGUUCGAUAAUUAUAAUUAAACUCAAAUCAGAGGUUAUUCAGAGUUUAUUAUUCAAUAUCGAGUUUAUUCCAAGCUCUAUUAAAAUUUAGCAUUACUUUUUUUAAGCUUCAUUUAACUUAUAUUUUUAAAUACUAUCUGCGAGAGCAAUUUUUACUUUUAAAAUUUAAUUUUAAACUAUUGUUUAAGUAUCUAAAUUCUGCAUACAUUUUCAUUUUAAAACAAUUUAAAUUCAAGCUUUUUAAAUAGAUUUAAAUUAAGAAGGUUAUACUUUCUAAGACAAAUGUAACAGAAAUAAAUAAAUAUUACAAGUAACGCCACAACUUUCAAUCUUAAAUUAUAUAUCCCGAAAAAUCAGUGUUACUCCAAAACUAAAAUAUCUUAAAUAAUUCUCUGACUUGUUCAUGAGGAAGAUUUUUUUUCAGUGAGUCAGCAAAACUUUCAUAAUAAGUUCAAAGUAAAACUAGUUUACUUGGAUGCUUUUUCAUGCCAUUUUCAAAUAAAAUUAAAAUGAAAUAGUAAUUUUUCUCAAAUAAAAAACAAGAUUUAUUUUCUUAAUUGUACUGAUAAAUUACUGAAAUUUAAAAUUAUAUUUUUACCUCAAUGCUCGAUUAUUUUAGAACAAAUUUAUUUCAGAUCUUAAUGUUGCGUAUAAAAAAAGUUAAUUUCGCAAAAACAAGAAAAGUUAUCUAGUGAAUGUUUUUAUGAGAAGAGUUAUUACGUUAAAAUUACGUUAACUUGCGAUAAGUGUAAAGUUGACUUAAAACCAGACUGUUUGCGAUCAAUUCGAUGAUCAGUCUCCCUUGCUAUGUUGAGAUAUUUCUUUGGCCUUGAGUGGAACGUUAGUCUGUGAUUGAAAAAAAAAAUUCUUUUUUAACGCUUAUUAAAGACACAAAGUCUUUCAAGAAUUUGUUCGGGUAGGUAAAUGGAUCAGAAAGCAAAUGAAGUCCCUCCUAGGGAAAUUUUAAUUGUCUGCAAUCAUUCUACACUUAUGAUAAAUAAUCAUCAGGCUGCACAAAUCAUCGAUCACUUCCUCAAAAUAAUAGCUUUCUUUCUCUGGGUAGGCAACCACAUAAUUUAUUACAAAUGUCGCACACAGUGGACGAUGGACUCGCAAAAACAAAAUUGGUGCACUCCAUGCAUUAAGACAAAGUUUCAAGGAAAGAACUUUUCAAAUCUUCAUGUGAUCCACCUUAACUAAAAAAAAAAACGCCAUGCCCUCAAGCAUUUGGCAGCUAACAAUACUUUUAUCAUAAUGUUAAAGGAAUAAUUAUUUUCUGAAAAAAAUGAUAUGUGGGAACUUUUUUAAGUUUUUAAAAAAAAUAAUCGCUCAGAACUCUGUAUAAACUGAAAUGUUUGAUACGGUUAUGGAUUGAAAUGUUGCUGCGGUUUAAGUUAUUUGUGAUUUCAAUGUUGGCAACACACCGAUUCAUCGUUGUCUAGUGAGAUUAGAGAAAGUAAGUUGUGUGAAUUAGUACAAAAGUGCAUUUUUGUUGAAUAGUGAUCUUUUCCUUGUUAAAAUGUAGGUCCGUUUUUAUUGAUAUCUCUUGUGUUAUUUUAUUACUAUUAUGUUCAUGAGGAAAGGAAGACUAUUUUCUGUGACAAAUAAUUAUCUGAUUGUUGUUAAAUUUCUUUUUUUAUUUUUAUAGUUUGUUGAUAUGUGUGUAAAGAAUAUUUUAAAUUAUUUAUGUUUCGUAUUAAGUUUUAACAUUUUGCUCAUUUUGUUUCUUUUUUUUUGUGAAAUGUGAUUUAUAAAGGUUUGUGGAAAAAAAUAUUUUUCUGUACUUUUACUACAUAAUUUAGAGCUAUUUAAAUAUCAGCUUUUCAAUUGGAAGUUAAAGUUUGUGAGUGGUGCUAAAUUGCUCGAGUUUUCACCUUGUUCCAAAAUUGUUAUAACUGCAUUAAGACAUAACAGACAAUAAUAUUACAUAAAAUUGAUUGUUCACAUAUUAUAAAAUAUUAAAAAAAUACUCAAGCUUCUAAUAGAAAUCUCUAUAUAUACUUCAAUUUUCUGACAAUAAUGGCUAUUACUGAAACUUUUUUUAAAUUUUUAAGCAUUUAAAAAAGUUGACUGCAACAUUUUUGACCACUGCCUUUAAGCUUUUAUUAAUUGCAAUUCACACUUGUUGAGAUAAAAAAGUCGUCAUCAUUUUAUUUCCCAUGUUAUGUUUGCCGUCUGAAAUGUGAACUAUUUUUUUUAAUUAAUGAUUUUAAAAUAUUAAGAAUGUAAGCAAUAUGCAGAAUCCUAUAUGUUUUUAUAAAUAUCUAAAUUAUUAUAUGUUUAAUGAUCACUUAAAGUAAUGAAUAAGUUUCAUAAAAUACAAUGAUUUUAUAUAUACUGGUCAAACUGAAAAAAAUUAUAGAUAGUGUAAUUUCAAUGAAAACGGCUUUCUAUUUUUUUAGCAAAUAAGCAGCUAGUAAAAUUCAUUUAUUUAAAAAUUUAAACAAACAAAAUUAAAUAUUAGUUUUGAAUAAAGGUAAGUAAAUUUUUUUCAAGAGAAAUACUAGUUACUUAUAGCGUUGUGGAUUUGUUUUUAAGCAAGGGUUAAGUUCUUGAAUCCCUAAUUUAUAUAGUGAACUGUGUAAUUUUCAAUCAAUUAUUUUAUUUACUUAUAACUAAGUAAAAAUGACUCACUUCGUCUAAAGAUGAAUUUUCUUACUCAAUUAAAAUUCUUUAAAUAAAUAAAAAAACAACCGAAUCAUUAAGAAGAAACAUCAUUUAGUUAUUUAUAUUCUUGCGCCUUUUUAUAAAUUUUAAUAGCCUUUGUGACUUAAGAUAAUUCUCAUAUGAUUCAAGACAUUUUCCAGAGCUCAAAUCGAGUUUCUUGAAUGUUAGAUAACUGAUAAUUUUUCAUAAUAGUUUUUUUUUACAUUUAAAGAAAAAUGUUUCAGCUUGAUUGUGCUCAUUGUGUGUAAAAACAACUGCUCAGAUGUAAACUUUGUCCAAUUAUCUUUCAACGAUUUUGAUGUUCAUAUGCAUGUACAAUUCUUUGCAUUGCUUGCUAUUUUGAAUAUACUUUAACAAAUCAAAACUGAAUUCAAGUUCUUCCUAUAAAUAUUUUUAAAUAAACCGUAGUCAAAGUUGAAUUUAAAUUCUUUUAAGCCUAGAAAAUUGUUCUCCAAUCCUGUGUCAAUUAGCUGCCUUUGAGUUGGAAGUUU
Molecule: messenger RNA, 5141 nt
Organism: Parasteatoda tepidariorum (common house spider)
Lineage: Eukaryota; Metazoa; Arthropoda; Arachnida; Araneae; Theridiidae
Product: protein Tob1
Biological process (GO): regulation of gene expression
Cellular component (GO): cytoplasm; nucleus
Molecular function (GO): transcription corepressor activity
Source: RefSeq, a predicted model, not a curated record